AAUUAUUUAAUUUUCUCCCAGCCAUCAGGGAGUCGGCAAAGAUCUCUCAGAGGAAGUAUUCCUCUUUCUCAGAUCUUUCUACUCCAUAUUCUUUCCUUGCUUGCCCCCAUCUCUGCCUCCUUACUCUACUUCCUGAGUUACUGGCCCAUCAGCAUUAAGAAAAGAAGCCGAACAGGGAAGAGUUAACAUGGCACAGGUGGGAGGGAGAAGGGCCCUGAGGGAAGCAGGUAGAACAGCCUCAUAAAGGGCCCCACAGGCAUUGGUCAAGAUAAAGAGAAGCUGCCAACACACAGGCUCAAGAUCUUUCCUCAGCCCAACCUUCUAGAAAGCUGGAGAUUUCUUCCUAUUUUUUUUAAUCUAUUCAACAUUUUUUAAGCUUCUGCUACGGGAUAGAUUCUGGGAGGAGUUGGUCUACUUGCCUUGCCUCUUCCAACAUCAGAGAUGCUUCUUCAGGUGGCUGCUACUCUGGACUAAGUGUCAUUUUCUCCCCGUGUGUCACCUCUACUCCCUCUGGUACCCCAGGAAUAAGACUCUAGUGGGACCCCUUUCUGGAUUAUGAAGGAGAGAAAGUAAGUUCCUUUUCUUGCUGUCAUCUGUCUUUCUCCAUUGCUCCCCAUCCCCAACUUCAACCUUCCAGCUAGUGUUCAAAUUCACUACUUCAGCAUCAAGUUCAGAAUAACGUAAGCACCCCAGCCCCCAAAAACCCACCAAGUUUUCUUCUGCCACACCAUGCCCCCCACCUUCACUCCAGAUCCCAUCUGCCUACCACUACAGUUUCGCCCUUUCUUUUUACUCUGCUUCCUUUCUUCUUAAAGGGUUGGUGCCCAAAAUGUUAGAGCUGAGCAACACUUAAGAUCAUUGUGCCCACCCCCACUGUACAGCUGAGGGGAAACUGAGGCCCAGAGGUCACACCCAAGGAUACACUGUCAGGGACAGGGCAGCCUGAGACCUGAUCCUCAACCAGCGCUGGCUUUCUCCCUAUCUACUGCAGCAGUCACCCCUACCUCACUACACUUCCUCAUUACCGUUGUUCACUGCUUCCUCCCCCUACAAUACUCAGGGGCUUUUAGGAGCAAAGGAUUCUCCCAUCCUACCUAGAGUUGUGACCUUAAUUAUCCAUCCAAAACCACCCCCCCAAAGGUUAUAACCUUGUGAGCCUCUCAGCCCUGCACUACCCCUACACAUACCUCAUGGGUGGGUUUGUGCCACUGUGACACCCCCAAAAUCUCUCCCCUUAUCAGCAGUCAUGCCUCCAUGAUCCCUAAAGCUUUGCCCACCACAAAAUGGCAGAAACACCCCAGCCCAACUCCACCUUCCCACACCCAACCUUCUUCAUACUGACUGGCAUUCCAGGGCUAAGAGGUGCCCAGACCUGGCUGACACUGGUCUUUGGGCCCAUGUAUCUGCUGGCUCUGCUGGGCAAUGGAGCACUACUGGCAGUGGUAUGGAUUGACCCUGUGCUGCACCAGCCCAUGUUUCUACUCCUGGUCACACUAGCAGCCACAGACCUGGGUUUAGCCACAUCUAUAGCCCCAGGGUUGCUGGCUGUGCUAUGGCUUGGACCCCAACCUGUGCCAUAUGCUGCCUGCCUGGUCCAGAUGUUCUUUGUACAUGCGUUGACUGCCAUGGAAUCUGGUGUGCUUUUGGCCAUGGCCUGUGAUCGUGCUGUGGCAGUAGGGCGUCCACUGCACUACCCUAUCCUAGUCACCAAAGCCCGUGUAGGAUACGCAGCCCUGGCCCUGGCACUGAAAGCUGUGGCUAUUGUUGUGCCCUUCCCUCUGCUGGUGGCACGAUUUGAGCACUUCCGAGCCAAGACCAUAGGCCAUGCCUACUGUGCACACAUGGCAGUGGUAGAGCUGGUGGUAGGUAAUACACGGGCCAACAACUUGUACGGGCUGGCACUUUCACUGGCCGUGUCAGGUGUGGAUAUUCUGGGCAUCACUGGCUCUUAUGGACUCAUUGCCCAUGCUGUGUUGCAGCUGCCUACCCGGGAAGCCCGUGCAAAGGCCUUUGGUACAUGUAGUUCUCACAUUUGUGUCAUUCUGGCCUUUUAUGUGCCUGGUCUCUUCUCUUACCUCACACAUCGCUUUGGUCGUCACACCGUCCCAAAGCCUGUGCACAUUCUUCUCUCCAAUAUCUACUUGCUCCUGCCACCUGCACUCAACCCCCUCAUCUAUGGGGUUCGCACCAAGCAGAUCAGGAGCCGAUUCCUGGAAACCUUCAUAUUCAGAAAAAGCCAGUUCUAACGGACAGAACUAGAAGUGGAGGUGAAGGUGAAGGGAGCCUGGAGCCUGGGGUAGAGAUGGAGGUACACUAGGAGUCUGAGGUCUAGGGGUGGAUUAUGUCAUCUUUGUCCCACUGUCUGCCCGAUUGUGAUAAUCACUCAACAGAUAUUUAAUGUGAAGCCCCCAUUAUGUGUACCACCAGCACGGGUAGACUGGGGCCUGACCAUGUGCCCUGCCUGGGAGGAGGCAGGGGUCAUCACUAGAAGCACAUAAUGUUAGCACACGAUGAAAUAGUAAUAUUUCACAUGGCUGCAGCUGCCACAGUAUUGAGAUAUUAAACAGAAAGUUAAAUGGUGUUACCCAUGGGGAUUCAUUUUCAUCUAAGACUCCACCACACAGGACGGGACACUGCGUGACAAAAGGUCUUUCACACCAGAAUGGACUUCAGAAUGAGUGUAAUCUUAGACAGAAGGCAGGGAAUCACUUUUGUGAGGUCAAAGAAAGCUACAGGCUGCAGAGGCAAACCCAAGCUCUCCAGGAAAAUUAUCAUAAAACAAGUAUUGGAGUUAGCCAUGAAGACCUGAAGCCAGGAACAACCCAGACCGCUCAGCACAGACAGCUGGACCAGGCAGCAUGGGACACCACAAAGAAGACACUGAAGAUGAGAAAAAGCAGAUGAUGCCAUCUCCAGUGUCACAUGGUGGGGAGGGGGGGAUACCACGACAUCCUCAUUAAUAAGGAACUGAAGAGUUAGCUUAGAACCUCUGUGAUUUUCAGAAGUGUCAUCACACUGAAUCCAAGUGGAUUGGGAGGAAAUCUACAGUUAACCCAAGUGUGGGUUCAGUCAUUCUCAAGUCUAAUUUUUUUAAUGAGAUUCUGAGUUUAAAUGCCCUCCAAGCAUGAUUUCGUGGAUAAUUGUGACAAAAUUCUAAUACUAAUGGGUCCCAAGUUGUUAAGAUGUUCAUAUCCUUCUCUUAGUAAUUCCCCUUUAAUAAAUCUGAGAAAAUAAUCAAAAUGUGAACAAAGAUGUAUACAGUAUGAUAUUUAUUACAUUAUUAUAAAUAUAAAGAAAUGUAUAAUAAUCCCGUGGCACACAUACGUACACACACACCAUUUUUUGUUUUUCCCCUCUGAUACAUGAAAAGGGAAAUUAUAUGCAGCCAAUGUUCAUAAGCAAUAAAUUCUGUCACCCU
This is a messenger RNA of Microcebus murinus (gray mouse lemur), 3418 nucleotides long. The record is from RefSeq and is a predicted model, not a curated record. NCBI's taxonomy places the organism in Eukaryota, Metazoa, Chordata, Mammalia, Primates, Cheirogaleidae.